AUGCGGCGUCUAUCGGUUACUUCUAGAGUGGCCAGGAUCGCGCCUGCUGCUCCCUCCAUUUCGCUGGUCUCGUUGCUUGCAGAUCAGCUCGUGCCCAAAUGUUCCUCCUGUGGGAUCAGACUUCAAACAACAGACAAAUCUAAAGAAGGUUACUACGUCGAACCGUCCCCAAAACCUCCUAAGGAGAACCCGUUAGAUAGUGUUUUUGAGUCUCAUGUGAACAAGAUGAGCGAGGAAGAUAGAAUGCUUCUACUCAAUGGGUCAGAUGUGCCUGAUUUGAAAUCUGAAGUACGCCAGCAGAAAGAAUCCAAAAGAAGAGAUGGUAAAAUUCAAUGCUUGCGCUGUCGAGAUGCCAACUUGAAGGCAACAUUUGAUCUCUCUCAAUUCCCUAUAGAUCCUGUCAGUGAUGUGAUGGAGACUAUACCUCCUGGUGCUCCACUUGUUUAUGUUGUGAGUGGUACUGACUUUCCCAUGUCUGUGAAUGAAGAAGUAUUCAAGUAUAGAUCGCCGAAGCAUAUGAAAUUUGUCGUUACCAAGACGGAUCUUCUUUUUUCAAAGAAAGAUAUGGUGAACAAAUAUGGUGAGCGCUUCUACCAGGACUACUUCGAAAGAACCUAUGGUGUUCCCCGUGAGAAUGUUUUUGCUAUCAGUGGUACCAGUGACUGGAAUAGCUCCUCUCUUCUUGCUGCAAUAGAUGACGGGCUGUAUAUCAUUGGCACCGUGAACAGUGGUAAAUCGACCCUCAUUCAGUCGCUUCUUCAUGCAGCCCAGAGGGAAAAGAGUGAACUUCCUAACGCCCGUAGAGAACGUCAAAUACAAAAAUUGAGUGACGAACUUAUCUCUAAAGGAAUCAAGCCACCAAGUCGAAUGUCACUUAUACGACUGAAUAUCAAAAAGAUCUCCACAUUCAAACAGCAGCAUGGACCCGGCGUUUCAUAUAUGCCAGGCUUCACUAGGGGCAACUUGCCCUUUGAACUCACGACUCAGAAAACUGUUUUUGACGUACCCGGAUUUUCUAGUGCACGAAACACAAGACUUUCCAAUAUAAUAAAACCCGAGCAAAUCAAGAAACUUCUUAAAGGAAAAAAGGUCUAUAAAGUUGGCAUGUACGACUCUCAUUACGAGACUGUCAAGGCGGGACAGGUUCUUACAGUGGGCGGGUUGUUUUUCUUGCAGGUGCCAGACAAUGCUAUGCUUCAAAUACGAAAUUGCAUCAACCACAAGUCACAUGUGUUCAAGAACUUGCAAAAAGCUCUUGAUGUUUUCAAUGGCCAACGCACAGAUGCUAUGAAGGAUGUCUUUCUCGUUGAUCCCAAUAAGGCUGAACUUCAGAAGUACAUAGUGCCCCUUUUCCACGGAAAAAAGGACAUUGUACUUCAAUUUCUAGGUCACAUCGUGGUUACUCCUACUGGAGCAAAAAAUGCCCAGGAUCCUUUUGUUAUCUAUCUUCCCAAGGGUGUUGAAGCUAUCUUGCGCCAACCAAUCACGAAUUACAUCACUACUACCCUUUCUGGUAGAGACGCCAAUGGAAAUCCUUUGAGAAAGGAAAAUUGGAAGUCUAAGAGCACCAAAGAGGUCAAGAGAUGGACGGGCAAGAUUCCUUUUUACACUGACCUUGUCCCUGCUAGCGAGUACUCUAAUCAUCUUGACCACAUGAAACUGUAUGUGCAGCGUUACCAGGCAGACAAUGCAAAUGAGAACAAGGAACCCAAUGACAAAGAGUCAGAAUAUGCCAUGUGGUUUCAAAAAAAAUAA
This is a messenger RNA of Candidozyma auris, 1755 nucleotides long. RefSeq lists its product as uncharacterized. Bases 1 to 1755 code for a protein of 584 amino acids. Gene Ontology annotation, cellular component: mitochondrion. The transcript has a single exon. The record is from RefSeq and is a predicted model, not a curated record. NCBI's taxonomy places the organism in Eukaryota, Fungi, Ascomycota, Pichiomycetes, Serinales, Metschnikowiaceae. Gene Ontology annotation, molecular function: GTP binding.